This is a messenger RNA of Neofelis nebulosa (Clouded leopard), 7558 nucleotides long. It is a transcript of the gene SHISA6, whose product is annotated as shisa family member 6. Gene Ontology annotation, biological process: regulation of short-term neuronal synaptic plasticity; regulation of AMPA receptor activity. The coding region runs from base 108 to 1763 and encodes 551 amino acids. The record is from RefSeq and is a predicted model, not a curated record. Lineage: Eukaryota; Metazoa; Chordata; Mammalia; Carnivora; Felidae. Gene Ontology annotation, cellular component: dendritic spine membrane; AMPA glutamate receptor complex; postsynaptic density. The transcript is spliced from 6 exons.
AUCGCCCCGGCGCCGCUGAACGCCCGCGCCGCCGCCCUCGGAGCCCGGCGGCCGGGGAGCGGCCUGCCGCGGAAGCCCGCCCGCGCGCCCUCCCGCCCGGCCCCGCCAUGGCGCUGCGGCGCCUCCUGCUGCUGCUGCUGCUGCUGCUCUCGCUGGAGUCCCUGCACCUGCUGCCCGGCGCCCGCGCCGCCCGCGGCCGCGCCGCCAACCGGACCCUGAGCGCCGGCGCCGCUGCCGUCGGGGGCCGGCGGCCCGGGGGCGCCCUGGCCCGCGGCGGCCGGGAGCCGAACGGCACCGCCCGGGCGCCCGGCGGCCCCGAGGCGGGGAGCCGGCGGGGGCAGCCCGCGGCGGCGGUGGCGGCGGCCAGCGCGGCCGUCACCUACGAGACGUGCUGGGGCUACUACGACGUGAGCGGCCAGUACGACAAGGAGUUCGAGUGCAACAACAGCGAGAGCGGGUACCUGUACUGCUGCGGCACCUGCUACUACCGCUUUUGCUGCAAGAAGCGCCACGAGAAGCUGGACCAGCGCCAGUGCACCAACUACCAGAGCCCGGUGUGGGUGCAGACGCCCAGCACCAAGGUGGUGUCGCCGGGGCCCGAGAACAAGUACGACCCGGAGAAGGACAGGACCAACUUCACCGUCUACAUCACCUGCGGGGUCAUCGCCUUCGUCAUCGUGGCCGGCGUCUUCGCCAAGGUGUCCUACGACAAGGCCCACCGCCCUCCGCGGGAGAUGAACAUCCACAGGGCUCUGGCCGACAUCUUAAGACAACAGGGACCAAUCCCCAUAGCACACUGUGAAAGAGAAACUAUCUCAGCUAUCAAUACCUCUCCCAAAGAGAACACACCGGUCAGAUCGUCCUCCAAAAACCACUACACCCCCGUGCGUACGGCCAAGCAGACUCCAGGACAUUAUGGGAAGGAUACCCACCGAAGUGGAGGACCCGAUCUCCAUAACUUCAUCUCAUCUGGAUUUGUCACGUUAGGAAGAGGACACACGAAGGGUGAUCGCCAGUAUAACCAUCCGAUUUUAAGCAGUGCUACCCAGACCCCUACACAUGAAAAGCCACGGAUGAACAACAUCCUGACGUCGGCCACGGAGCCCUAUGACCUCUCCUUCUCCCGCUCCUUCCAGAACUUGGCCCACCUGCCCCCCUCCUAUGAGUCUGCGGUGAAGACCCACCCCAGCAGGUACUCAUCCCUGAAGCGGCUAACUGACAAAGAGGCUGACGAAUAUUACAUGAGGCGGCGGCUUCUGCCUGACCUGGCCGCCCGCGGCACCCUCCCCCUCAAUGUCAUCCAGAUGUCCCAGAAGCCCUUACCGCGGGAGCGGCCCCGCCGGCCCAUCCGGGCCAUGUCACAGGACAGGGUUCUGUCCCCAGAGCGGGGCCUGCCCGACGACUUCGGCUUGCCCUAUGACCGCAUCCUGUCCGACGAGCAGCUGCUCUCCACGGAGCGCCUGCACUCCCAGGACCCGCUGCUGUCCCCGGAGCGGACGGCCCUCCCCGAGCAGUCCCUGUCGCGGGCCCUCUCGCACACGGACGUCUUUGUGUCCACGCCCGUGCUGGACCGCUACCGCAUGACCAAGAUGCACUCCCAUCCCAGUGCCUCCAAUAACUCCUACGCCACCCUGGGCCAGAGCCAGACGGCCGCCAGGCGCCAGGCCUUCGCCUCCCGCAGACACAACACGGUGGAGCAGUUGCACUACAUCCCGGGCCACCACACCUGCUACACGGCCAGCAAGACGGAAGUGACCGUGUGACUGGCCGGGCGGGGCGGGGCGGGGCCGGGAGCGGAGCCCCUAGCCGCGUGUGGCCGCCCUGCCUUGUCCCGUCUGCAGGAGGUGGGGGCGGGCCGCCUCUGCCCAGAAAGCCAUACGCCGGGAGACACGGCCCCGGUGGCCUGGCCGGGCACACUCACACCUGGGAUCUAGAGCGAUCUCUCUCACUCUUCCAGAAGCAUCCAGGGGAGUGAGGGGAGGGGCUAGGCCCCAGCCCCGCCUCCCCCCGCCCCACCACCACUAACUCCCUUCAGCCCCAUGUCCCUCCCCCCCUGCAGGUUCUGUCGGGCCGAGAGACCCUGGCCUGACCUUGGUCCCAAGCCCCCCAUCCCCUGGGUUUGGACUGGCCAGCAGGUGCAGUCAACGGGCUGACCAAAUAGGCUACUUGGUCUCAUUCAUUUCCCUUCGACCGCAUCACAGAAAUCUUCUAGUGCCUACAAACUGUCUGCUUGCUCUCUCAGAGCCAGGGAGCUGCUGUGUCCAUAAGCACAAUAACGUUCUCUUCUGCCUGCUGGAACUCUCUGGUCCCCACCGAGUGGCCCUUCCCCCUGCCCUGCGCCCCUCCCCCAAGCCCCAGGAUAGGGAGGGGCUCCCUUUCUUCAGCUGCCUCCCCCGUUGUGGGGAACCCCCCCCACCCAGUUCUAGCUGGUUGCCCCACCUGCAGCCCCCGCCCCCCACCGACCCCUUCCUCGGGCUCUAGGUGUGUGGCCCCCGAGCUCUCUGGGGCUUUGCUGGAGCCCACCCAGAGGAAAGUCACAAUGGGGUACAGGGACUUUGGGGGUAUCCUCCCCAUCAACCUAUGUCCACCCUUCCUCCAGGCCUCUAGGUCUGAACUAUGGCCCGACACUCAGGCCUGCCUUCCCCUCCUUUGCUCUGCUCCCCAGAGGCCUCUCUGCCCGUGGCCAGAGAGCAGAAGGUGGAGAGAGCCACUGUGAUGCCCCGGGGCCUCAGGGGCUCGCCAUCCCCAUCGCCCCGGGCUCUGCCUGUCUCCCAAGGCGCAGGCUGAGGCAGAGGCCUCUAGGGAGGGUGGCUUGGCCCCCAGUGUUGGAGGACCCCAGGCAGUGGCCUUGAACCGUGCCCACCCCUCUCUCCCCACCGCUGCCCACCCGCUUGGCCCCUUCUCUGUUCAGUGCUCCUUCUCCCUGCCCCCUCCCCACUCCCCCUGCCCUUCCAUUUCUCUCUCCUGGCUGUUGCUGCUUCAGACCAGUGCCUCUUCUGGAUCAAAGCAACAGAGACCCAUUGGCAAAUGCAGACAAUGCUACUCCAGGGCUCUGGGUCUGGGGGUUAACUGGGCAGCUCCCCACCCUUCCCCUGCAGGGGGUACUCGGGCACCGGGCGGACCCAGGCCUUCAGCUCUAUUGGGGGACUGGCCCCUGCCAGCCCAUCUCAGCCCCUUCUCUGCCUCCAACGUGGGCAGUGGGCAGGGUGUAACAGCCUCCUGGAGAGUGAACCGUGAACUAAGCAGCAUCCAACUCCCGAAGACCAGAGCCUGGGGGGAGAGAAGGUCUCCCCCAUUCUCAGGGCCAGGGCACUUCCUUGGGCUGGGGCGCGGGGAAUCAGCCCCAGACUGGCAGGUAAAGGUAUGAUACAAAAAUAUACGACUGUCGCCACACUCGGACUCCAAAAGCAGUGACCUUAAACUGGGGUUCUAGGUUCCCCCAGUUCUGCAUACAACAUGUAUGGUCCUUUAACACGGGGGUUGGGCAGGAAGAACCCCCCCACCCCCCACCCCAGCGUCAGCCCUUGGAAUUUUUAAUCUCACCACGUCUACGAUCCACCGAAAACUCAAUCGACUAAGUCCUUUUACUUAUUUCAAGAAUUCCAAAGCUCUUGUCUCCCCCUCAAGGCUCAUCAUGAGGGGAUUAAGGCUGGAGGUGGUGAACACAGCUCUCAGCUUCCCCACUGGGGGAGCAUCACCGAGACUGUGAGGCUGUGAGGACAGGGAUCACUCUCUGCUUUCCUCCCCUACAAACACAUAAACCUUCUCAAGGGGCUGGUCCCCAAGGUUUUAUGAGCGUUUGUUCUGGAAGGCAAGGCUAAGAGGGCUGGGGGGAGGAAGCCAAUCUAAAUGGAGCAGUAGGGCACUCCCAGAGACGAAAGUGUACCUCUCACAGCUGGUCCCCCUAAACCCACUGUCCUCUAAUCCAGCCUCCCCUCUAAGGCUGCCUGCUGGUGCGGAGGGGAAAGGGUGAACAUCCCCUCCCCAGGUGUCUGCACACAUACACACGCCGAACCAGAAACCUGAUCUCAUCCCGGGUCAGAAGCAUCUUGGCACUGAGUUCUGCAGCCGUCAGCAUGAUGCUUCUCCCCUGCCCUGUCUGUCUGCCUGUCUGUCUGUCUCAGGGGCUGUUUGAUAGGUUGAUUCCAAAGCAUUUCUCAUCCCAGCCUUAUUGCUGUCUGGUUCAAAACCUCUGCUGUCAGUCAGAUCAGAAAAUCCUACCUAACGUUUACUUUAUUUAAAUUAUUCUUCUGCUUCUCACUUGGGUCAGGAAGGAAGGGAGGAAGGAAAGAAAGAAAGAAGGAAGGAGUGGAGGGAGGAAGGAAGAAAGGAAAGGAGGGAGGGAGGGCAGGAGGAAGGAAGGAAGGAAGGAAGGAAGGAAGGAAGGAAGGAAGGAAAAAGGAGGAAGGGAGGGAGGGAAGGAGGAAGGAAGGAAGGAAGGAAGGAAGGAAGGAAGGAAGGAAAGAAGGAGAAAGAGAAGUCUACAAACUUGCUCCAAUUCAGUCCCCCAUUUAAAAAUCCAUAAAAUUAUGUCUUCACUGGGAUACAGAAACAUCUCAUUUAUUCAACUUCCCAUCCACGUUUGUAGAACAAGCAAAGCCACAUGACCAGGCAAGCUCACAUAACAGGAAAGAGGAGGUUCUGGGCUGGAACCCAGAUACCCUGACUGCCAGCCCCACCAGGCUGGUGGCCACUAGCACCACUAGGCAUAGAAGGGCCAUCCAUCCCCGUGGUGAAAGCCCUUCUUUCCCAGCAAGGGCAGCUCAGAGCCCUCAACUUCCUUCUGCUUGUUGUGGUCUCUGUGUGUGUCUCCAUUGCUCUGGUGGGAAUGGAUGGGGCUCUGCAUAGGCUCUCUCCUGCCCUGAAGGAUCUCACAGGUCCCCUUGGUCUUUGAUGGCAGUGAAGCUCUCGCCAUCCUUCAUGCCCUUCCGCCUUUCCCGUCUUGCUUCUUCCAGUUAACUCUUGGCUCCAUAAGUUCAUAGGUUACAAAGGAUUUCCCACGAAUUCCUGGAUCCCCCAGACUGGAGUUGUACCCUCGGGACUCCCCAGUGCCUUGGGUGAAAGUUCCAGACUUUCCCCUUAGCUCAAAUUUCUCCCCUCUUUCCACUCUCACACCCAGAAACUCCUAUUUUAACCUCAGUCUUCUAUGCCAUUUCCAGUUUUUCCCUCCUCUCAACUCCCUGGCCCUGCCCUCUUCCUCCAUUUAUCUCCCUCCAUCCCUAAUUUGUUUACCUCCAUCCUGCUAUCCUCUAAGUUCUAAAACUUACAGCCCUUGGUGAAAACAAGCAAGGAAUGACACAUUCUUCAAGACUUCUGUUGGCCUCAUUGGUUUAUCCUUCACCUCCUGCCCCCACAAGAUGAUUCUCCAGGCCAUGCAGCCAAGGGCUCUACCUCUCUGAUCUUUGGGAGGUUAGGGAGAGAAGCUGGCCUGUCGGAGACAUCAUGGUUUGACGGUCAGCUUUGGUUUCUGCAGCUGGAAAUUCCCUGAAGCUCCUGCCCAGCCUGCCACGAGCCCAGAGGCUCCUGUUCUGGCCAAAGAUUCAUAUCCUUGGUGGCUCUCGGCCACUCUGCCACCUUGCUUACAUCUGUCCUGCUCCUAUGUGUCACGGAUUUUCCCCCUUUCUCUCAAAAGACGGGAGAGCCUCAUGACUCUCCAGGCGUGGAGAAAUCUCCAUUACCAGUAGCCCUGCCACCAAAAAAUCCAUUUUUCUUCAGAGAUGCUUGGCCACCAGCCUUCCUUCCAUCCUCAGAUCCCAUCCACACAAGUGUGGACUUGACCCGAGGUCGUCUGAAGGGGCUGCUGGUGACCUGGACCCUAGACAUCACCACCUGCUCUGAGAAGAGUUGACAUGUCACCUCCCACAGACAUUCCUUCCACUGUCCUCCCUGAACCUGGGACAUUUUGCUCUGGAGUAUUUUCAAGGAAGCUUGUUGUGUUUUAAUGAAGUAUUUUUCAGGGUUCAAAUGUUAUUUUUUAUAAAUGCAGCAUUUUAAUGACAGACUCAAUAUGAAAGAUAGGUCUUCCUGGGCUCUAUAUUUAAUUUCACAAGGCAGCAUGCCACAGGAGGGAAAAGCACAGGGCUAAGGCUCUUGGGGACAUGGCUUUGUCUCCAUCUUGCUGUGUGACCAAGGACGAGUCAUGUUCCCUCUCAGUGCCUCAGUUUCUCAUCUGUAGAACGAGGGGCUUUGACUAGGUGAGCCUUGAAGUUUCAUCCAGCUCUUACGUCCUAGGGCCUUCAUUCCCCAUUGGCACCCCCUCCUUUCUUCACGUUCCUCCCCACCUCAAAUGAGCUGCACACAUAACGCCUGCCCCAUGAUGACAUCCUCAGAUGCCCUGGGUGGCCACUAGCCCCCUCGCUAGAGUCUUGAGGUGAGCUCCAUGGUCUCGGCCACCCAGAGAUGCUCAUACCUGCAGGGGUAAGGCCCUACCCGUUCAACAGGUUACCAACAGCGUUCACAAAAGCCCUCUCGUAUGGACACAUCUAAAUUAUCCCGGGUGUCUGUGUCACUGAGGCAUUCCAAAUUUGAAGUGUUCAUUGUGAUGUGGUCCUUGAAGCUGGAGGGAGGCGGUUCUGACUUCCGAGAGAGGCCAGGCUGGAGGAGACAGGCCCAGAGGGUGCCCCACAGGGGUGUCAGGUUUGUAUUUGAGGACAGCUUGGAAGUGCAUUUCAAGCCACAGAGGAGAACACACGGCAAAAGGUCCGUGUUGAAAUGGAUGUUCUGACUCCAGAACCCGGGUCCUGAAGACCGAGUCUGGACACUGGGCUCCAUUCCCACUGGAAGAGGGGGAGGCAUCCCGCCCUGGGCAGCUAGGAGGUGGGCACUCACCCCAGGCUAGUGCUUUUCCAGCCCCUCCUGGUGACACAACCGUCCUCCUGGUGAAAGCUCGCGAAGCAAGAGCUGAUGGUGCAAGUCUGCAACAUCAAACCCAUCUUGUAAAUCGGCCAACCCAUCAACCUCCCAUCCGUAAGAGAAAUGGCGUCGUAUGUUUCCUUAACACCUUCUCUCCCGAGGGAGGGGAAGAACCCCCCCCCCAACUUUGCUGCCCACUCCUGCUGUGCCCCGGAAUACCACUCCAUGAGAGGACUUGUUCAUUUGCUUCGUAGUGGCAAAUAUUCCUCUAGUUCUGUAACUCAACUAGACAUUUUGUAGUAAAGAAUUCUUGAAAUUCUCUAAUAAAAAGCAAUUCUUACUGUAAUAUUUUUAGUUUGGGGACACAAUUUCCUAAGGUGUGGGGGGCGGAUUAAUGAACAUUUAUACGCAUUAGCCCAAUUUACGGAUUCCGUGUUUAUUAUAUGGUAGUACUGAUGAAAAGUACCUUUCUAUCUGUACCUUUACACAGUUUCUCCGUUCCUCGUAAGGAAGCUUCACGAUGAGCAGUGCUCAUGCACCUGCUGUUUCUGUACAGAUCUUAGCGUUCACUUACUUGUCAAAGCACAUUCUAUAUGUACUGUAAACAGGUAUCCCUUUAGUAAGAUUUAGUCUUAAGGAUUUUUCCACUUUUGUCAGUAACAGAUAUUUAUGGAUUAAAAGAAAUAAUAAAGCCGUUUCAACAUAA